AUGCCUCCAAGAUGCUUUUCUUUGCUCUGGAGCCUGCCAUGAGGCAAUGGGGAGAUGUUUCUAGUGGAUCUUGUUCCUGGCCAUGGCUUUGUUACUAUCACAGAUCUUGGAGGUGGAGAAUAUCAGGUUGAUGUUUCGGAAGCUAUUUAUGGCACUGGUUACGAUGUAACGCUGUCUUCAAUUUCUGCUACAACAUACAGCUCACCUGUGAGUAGAACAGUGACGAUAAAUGUGACAAAACCAGGGCCUCCAGUCUUUCUAGCUGGGGAGAGAGUUGGAUCUGCUGGGAUUCUUCUUUCGUGGAAUACCCCACCUAACCCAAACGGAAGGAUCCUAUCUUAUGUUGUUAAAUAUAAGGAAGUGUGUCCGUGGAUGCAGACAGCAUACACCCGAGCAAGAGCAAAGCCAGACAGUCUGGAGGUUCUUCUUACUAACCUUAACCCUGGAACAACCUAUGAGAUUAAGGUUGCGGCUGAAAACAGUGCUGGCAUUGGAGUGUUUAGUGACCCAUUUCUUUUCCAAACUGCAGAAAGUGCUCCGGGUAAAGUGGUCAAUCUCACAGUUGAAGCCCUAAACUAUUCCGCAGUAAACUUGAUUUGGUAUUUGCCUCGGCAACCAAAUGGCAAAAUCACCGGCUUCAAGAUCAGUGUCAAACAUGCCAGAAGUGGCAUAGUAGUGAAGGAUGUCUCCAUCAAAGUAGAGGAUAUUCUGACUGGGAAAUUGCCUGAAUGUAAUGAGAACAGUGAAUCUUUUCUGUGGAGUACCACCAGUCCUUCUCCAACCCUUGGUAGAGUUACGCCUCCUCUUCGUACUACACAUUCAUCCAGCACGUUGGCACGGAAUAAAAUCAGCUCUGUGUGGAAAGAGCCUGUCAGUUUUGUGGUGACUCACUUGAGGCCAUAUACAACAUAUCUCUUUGAAGUUUCAGCUGUUACCACGGAAGCAGGGUAUAUUGACAGUACCAUUGUUAGGACACCAGAAUCAGUGCCUGAAGGACCACCACAAAACUGUAUAACAGGCAAUGUCACAGGAAAGGCCUUUACAAUUUCGUGGGACCCACCAACUAUUGUGACAGGGAAGUUUAGCUACAGAGUUGAAUUAUAUGGACCAUUAGGGCGGAUUUUGGAUAAUAGCACAAAAGACCUCAGAUUUGCAUUUACGCACCUGACACCAUUUACGAUGUAUGAUGUCUAUGUUGCGGCAGAAACCAGUGCAGGUGUUGGUCCCAAGUCAAAUCUUUCAGUAUUUACCCCUCCAGAUGUUCCAGGUGUAGUGUUUGAUCUACAAAUCACAGAAGUAGAAGCCACAGAAAUCAGAAUUACUUGGAGGAAACCCCGACAACCAAAUGGAAUCAUCAACCAAUACCGUGUGAAAGUGUCACUGGUGGAGACAGGUGUCAUUUUGGAAAAUACUCUGCUCACAGGACAAGAUGAGUAUAUAAACAACCCCAUGUCUCCAGAAAUGAUGAACCUGAUGGAACCAAUGAUAGGAUUUUAUGAGGGUUCAGCAGAGAUCUCUCCAGACCUGCACUCUCUGGCUUCAUUCAUUUAUAACAGCCACCCAUACAGUGACUUUCCCGGCCGGACUAGAGCCGAAGACCUGAGUUCACCAGUUGUAACCACCAAGAAUCAGUAUAUUACUGACAUCACUGCUGAACAGCUGUCUUACGUUAUCAGGCGGCUUGUACCAUUCACUGAGCACACGAUUAGCGUAUCUGCUUUCACCAUCAUGGGCGAAGGACCACCAACGGUUCUCACUGUUAGGACACGUGAGCAAGUGCCAAGCCCCAUCCAAAUUAUAAACUAUAAAAAUAUUAGUUCUUCAUCUAUUUUGCUAUAUUGGGAUCCUCCAGAAUAUCCCAAUGGGAAAAUCACUCACUAUACAAUCUAUGCAAUGGAGUUGGAUACACACAGAGCAUUCCAGAUGACUACUGUAGAUACCAGCUUUCUCAUCACAGGGUUGAAGAAAUAUACAAGAUAUAAAAUGAGAGUAGCUGCCUCAACUCUUGUUGGGGAAGGUUCUUUGUCAGAAGAAAAUGACAUCUUUGUGAGAACUCCAGAAGAUGAGCCAGAAUCAUCACCUCAAGAUGUCAAAGUAACUGAUGUGUCUCCAAGUGAAGUGAGCUUGAAAUGGUCCCCACCUGAGAAGCCUAACGGGAUUAUUAUUGCUUACGAGGUGCUUUACCAAAAUGCAGACACCUUGCUAAUAAAGAACACCUCAACAACAACCAUACUUUUAAGUGACCUAAAACCUUACACCCUCUAUAAUAUUUCUGUCCGGUCAUAUACUAGACUUGGCCAUGGCAAUCAGUCAUCCUCAUUCCUCUCUGUAAGGACUUCAGAGACUGUGCCUGAUAGUGCACCAGAAAAUAUUACUUACAAAAACAUUUCCUCGGGAGAGAUUGAGAUAUCCUUCCUUCCUCCAAGCAGUCCAAAUGGAAUCAUACAAAAGUACACAAUUUACCUCAAGAGAAGUAACGGCAAUGAGGCAAAAAUUAUAAACACGACCUCUCUGACUCAGAACAUUAGAGGCCUGAGGAAAUAUACCCAUUAUGUGAUCGAGGUGUCUGCUAGCACACUGAAAGGUGAAGGGGUUCGGAGUAUGCCGAUAAGCAUACUGACUGAAGAAGAUGCUCCUGAUUCUCCCCCUCAGAACUUCUCUGUGAAACAGUUGUCUGGUGUCACUGUGAUGUUGUCAUGGCAACCACCCUUGGAGCCAAAUGGAAUUAUCCUCUAUUACACAGUUUAUGUCUGGGAUAAAUCAUCAUUAAAAACUAUUAAUGCAACUGAAGCCUCACUGGAAUUGUCAGACUUGGACUAUAAUGUUGACUAUAGUGCCUAUGUAACAGCUAGUACCAGAUUUGGAGAUGGGAAAAGAAGAAGCAGUAUCAUUAACUUUCGAACACCAGAGGGAGCACCCAGCGACCCUCCCAAAGAUGUCCAUUAUGUGAAUCUCAGUUCUUCAUCAAUAAUUCUCUUUUGGACGCCUCCUGUAAAACCUAAUGGUAUCAUACAAUAUUAUUCUGUUUACUACCAGAAUACUUCAGGUACUUAUGUGCAGAAUUUUACCUUCCUGGAAGUAACUAAUGAGCCUGACAACGUGACAGUGUCUGUAAAAAUAUAUAGAUUAGCAAUAUUCAGCUACUAUACAUUCUGGUUAACAGCAAGCACUUCAGUUGGAGACGGGAAUAAAAGCAGUGACAUAAUUCAUGUAUACACGGACCAAGACAUACCCGAAGGGCUUGUUGGAAAUCUGACUUUUGAGUCCAUUUCAUCAACUGCAAUAAACGUGAGCUGGAUGCCACCAGCCCGACCAAAUGGCCUUGUCUUCUACUAUGUUUCACUGAAUUUACGGCAGAGUCCUCACGCCAUGAGACCGCCUCUGAUUACAUAUGAAAACAGCAUAUAUUUUGAUAAUCUGGAAAAAUAUACUGACUAUAUAUUUAAAAUUACACCGUCAACAGAAAAGGGAUUCUCUGAGACCUAUACUGCCUGGCUACAUGUCAAAACUGAAGAAGACGUUCCAGAAACUCCACCAAUAAUCAACACUUUUAAAAACCUUUCCUCUACCUCAAUUCUCUUAUCUUGGGAUCCCCCAUUAAAGCCAAAUGGUGUAAUACUAAGCUACCAUUUAACUUUACAAGGACCACAAGCAAACCAUUCUUUCAUCACUUCUGGGAACCAUAUAGUCCUGGAAGAACUCUCGCCAUUUACCUUAUAUAGUUUUUUUGCUGCUGCGAGAACUACGAAAGGACUUGGUCCUUCCAGUAUUCUUUUCUUUUACACAGAUGAAUCAGUGCCUUUAGCACCACCCCAGAAUUUGACUUUAAUCAACUACACUUCAGAUUUUGUAUGGCUGACAUGGAGUCCAAGUCCUCUUCCAGGCGGUAUUGUUAAAGUAUAUAGUUUUAAAAUUCAUGAGCAUGACACUGAUACUGUAUUUUAUAAGAAUAUUUCAGGUUUUCAGACUGAUGCCAAGCUUGUUGGACUGGAGCCUGUCAGCACCUACUCAAUCAGUGUGUCUGCAUUUACCAAAGUCGGAAAUGGCAAUCAGUUCAGUAAUGUAGUGAAAUUCACGACUCAAGAGUCUGUUCCAGAUGUUGUACAGAAUAUAGAGUGUAUGGCACGUAACUGGCAGUCAGUAUUAGUGAUGUGGAAUCCACCCAGGAAAGCAAAUGGGAUAAUUAUCCACUAUAUGAUAACAUUUGAAGGAAAUUCUACAAAAGUUUCUCCCCAAGACCACAUGUAUACUUUCACCAAACUUCUUGCCAAUACAUCGUACAUCUUUGAAGUAAGAGCAUCAACCUCAGCUGGUGAAGGCAAGGAAGGCAUGUGUAAUGUCAGCACAUUCCCUGAGACAGUUCCCAGUGUUCCCACAAAUAUAGCUAUUUCUAAUGUUCAGUCAACUAGUGCAACACUAACAUGGAUAAAACCUGAUAGUAUCCUUGGAUAUUUCCAAAAUUACAAGAUAACCACUCAACUGCGUGCUCAGAAGUGCAGAGGAUGGGAAUCUGAAGAAUGUGUUGAACAUCAAAAAGUUCAAUUCAUCUAUGAAGCAAACUUAACAGAAGAAACAGUGUAUGGAUUAAAGAAAUAUAGAUGGUAUAGAUUUCAAGUGGCUGCCAGCACCAAUGCUGGGUAUGGCAACGCUUCUAAUUGGAUUUCUACACAAACGCUGCCUGGUCCUCCCGAUGGUCCUCCUGAAAAUGUGCGUGUGGUUGCAACGUCCCCCUAUGGUAUCAAUAUCAGCUGGAGUGAACCUGCUGUCAUAACAGGACCAACAUUCUAUUUGAUUGAUGUCAAAUCGGUAGAUAAUGAUGACUUUAAUAUUUCCUUCGUGAAGUCAAAUGAAGAAAACAAAACAAUAGAAAUUAAUGACUUAAAAGUAUUCACAAGGUAUUCUGUGGUGAUUACGGCAUUUAUUGGAAAUGUUAGUGGGGCAUAUGCAGAAGGGAAGUCAAGUGCUGAAGUGAUAAUUACUACUUUAGAAUCAGUGCCCAAGGACCCACCUAACAAUAUGACAUUUCAGAAGAUACCAGAUGAAGUAACUAAGUUUCAGUUAACAUUCCUUCCACCUUCUCAACCCAAUGGAAAUAUCCAAGGAUAUCAGGCAUUGGUUUACCGAGAAGAUGAUCCGACUGCUGUCCAAAUUCAUAACCUCAGCAUUGUCCAGAAGACAGACACAUCUGUCGUUGCAGUGUUGGAAGGAUUGAAGGGCGGACAUACAUACAACAUCAGCGUUUACGCUAUCAACAGCGCUGGCGCCGGGCCUAAAGUGCAGAUGCGAAUAACCAUGGAUAUUAAAGCUCCAGCACGACCAAAAACCAAGCCAAUUCCUAUCCAUGAUGCCACAGGAAAACUGCUUGUGACGUCAACAACAAUUACAAUCAGAAUGCCAAUAUGCUACUACAAUGACGAUCAUGGACCGAUCAAAAAUGUCCAGGUGCUUGUGGCAGAAACAGGAGCUCAGCAAGACGGAAAUGUGACAAAAUGGUAUGAUGCGUAUUUCAACAAAGCGAGGCCAUAUUUUACAAAUGAAGGAUUCCCUAAUCCCCCAUGUAUAGAGGGAAAGACAAAGUUCAGUGGUAAUGAAGAAAUCUACGUGAUAGGUGCAGAUAAUGCCUGUAUGAUCCCUGGCAAUGAAGAGAAAAUUUGCAAUGGACCUCUGAAACCAAAAAAGCAGUAUUUGUUUAAAUUUAGAGCCACAAAUGUCAUGGGACAAUUUACCGACUCUGAUUACUCUGACCCUAUUAAAACUUUAGGUGAAGGGCUUUCAGAAAGAACCGUAGAGAUCAUCCUGUCAGUCACUUUGUGUAUCCUUUCAAUAAUACUCCUUGGAACAGCUAUUUUUGCCUUUGCAAGAAUUAGACAGAAGCAGAAAGAAGGUGGUACGUACUCUCCUCGGGAGGCAGAGAUUAUUGAUACUAAAUUCAAGCUGGACCAGCUCAUCACGGUGGCAGACUUGGAACUGAAGGACGAGAGAUUAACGCGGCCAAUAAGCAAGAAAUCCUUCCUGCAACACGUCGAAGAGCUUUGCACAAACAACAACCUAAAGUUUCAAGAGGAAUUUUCGGAAUUACCGAAAUUUCUUCAAGAUCUUUCUUCAACUGAUGCUGAUCUCCCUUGGAACAGAGCAAAAAAUCGCUUUCCAAACAUAAAACCAUAUAAUAAUAACAGAGUGAAGCUGAUUGCUGAUGCAAGCAUCCCAGGGUCAGAUUACAUUAAUGCCAGCUAUGUUUCUGGAUACUUAUGUCCAAAUGAGUUUAUUGCUACCCAAGGCCCAUUACCAGGAACAGUUGGAGAUUUUUGGAGAAUGGUAUGGGAAACCAGAGCGAAAACAUUAGUAAUGCUCACACAGUGUUUUGAGAAAGGACGGAUCAGAUGCCAUCAGUAUUGGCCAGAGGACAACAAGCCUGUGACAGUCUUUGGAGACAUAGUGAUUACAAAACUUAUGGAGGACAUUCAGAUCGAUUGGACCAUCAGGGAUCUGAAAAUUGAAAGGCAUGGAGAUUGCAUGACUGUUCGACAAUGUAACUUUACUGGUUGGCCUGAGCAUGGGGUUCCUGAAAACACCACCCCUCUGAUUCACUUUGUGAAGUUGGUGAGAACAAGCAGAGCACAUGACACUACCCCCAUGGUUGUACAUUGCAGCGCUGGGGUUGGAAGAACCGGAGUUUUUAUUGCUCUGGACCACUUAACACAACAUAUAAAUGACCAUGACUUUGUGGACAUCUAUGGACUAGUGGCUGAACUAAGGAGUGAAAGAAUGUGCAUGGUGCAGAACCUGGCACAAUACAUCUUCUUACACCAGUGCAUUCUGGAUCUUUUAUCAAAUAAAGGAAACCAUCAACCCGUCUGCUUUGUUAACUACUCCACACUCCAGAAGAUGGACUCUUUGGAUGCCAUGGAAGGUGAUGUUGAGCUUGAGUGGGAAGAAACUACCAUGUAAAAUUUGGACCGAAGAUCGCAAUUGGAAGACAGAAUUUUCAGAUCCCAGGAGCCAAAAUUACCCCUCUCGCUUCUGAAUUGAACUGGGCAAAGGAAAUCAUCAUGCUUCCCAUGCUCUGCCUCACUAACUGGUUUCACUUUUUGGACAGUUGUAGGACAUGCUCGUAUAAGAUAGUUAUUUGUUUUGUAUAGAAUUAAAUAUUAUGUAUCUAAAAUGUUUAAGGAAAUACAUCAUGCAAGUUAUUUGAGGUCCUCAAUACUUUUUGGAAUAAGCCAAAUAUAAAAUUAUUAUUAUAUUAGCGUUAGGUGUUUCAGUGUGCAUUUUCCCUACGUAUUGGAUUUCAUUUUGAACAAAAGCUGUAAAUGUUAAUUUGGUAGUGUUAUUUUGGCCUCCAGGGUUCUGAUGUUUCUUGUGGAUGACUUCCAAGACUGUCAUAAUGAUCCGUACUUCCAUGCACGCCCCUGUGUUUUGAAUCCUCUGUUUUAUGAGUGUUGAGAUAUCAUCUCAUGAUCCUGAACAGCUGAACAGUAACCCCCUGACACUGCAAUGAUCGUUCAGCCUUUAUUCAGCACACAGUAGCACUCUGAGAAAACUUAAGGCUAUUUAAAUUGUACUGUGAUCUUCAGUUUGCAAAAAAUGAAAGGAAAAUUUCAAAGUGCAAGUUCACAUACGAAGUUAUAGAGAAUCUUUCUGGCCUGCCUACAUUCGCAUACCACCAGGCACAGGUUGUGCCCCUCUUUUGAUUUGAAAUACACAGAGAAUCAAGUGAGUCAGAGUAUUUGCCCACUAGGUUUACACUCAACACCAACAGUUUUAAAGAGUUUCUGAAUAGAAAUGUAUAAAAAUGGCAAUAAAACCAUAUAGUGUGUUGCAAGCUUGUAAACUGAUGAGUGACAUGCUGCUGUGGUGCCAACAGAAAUUCUGUGUAGAUGACAUUGGACUGCCUUUGCUUCAUUCCCAGGAGCCGAUUAUACAAGAGAGUAAAUGGUAGAAUUUAAAGAAAUAAACAAAGUGAAAGCAAAUAAGAUUUUUUUUUAAAUAAAAUCACUUUAACCCCUUUUUCUCUGAGUAAUAAUGUACUUAAUUGAACUGUAUGAAAUUGUUUUUUUCACAAAGUCAUAAUAAAGAAAUGGUAUUCAUGAUUCUACUUCUAAGAUAGGAACUAAAUAUUGUGCUUAUUUUUGCUGAAAUACACAUAUAGAAAAUGUGAUG
Molecule: messenger RNA, 8160 nt
Organism: Peromyscus californicus insignis
Lineage: Eukaryota; Metazoa; Chordata; Mammalia; Rodentia; Cricetidae
Gene: Ptprq
Product: protein tyrosine phosphatase receptor type Q
Biological process (GO): protein dephosphorylation
Molecular function (GO): protein tyrosine phosphatase activity; protein binding
Source: RefSeq, a predicted model, not a curated record